This is a messenger RNA of Morchella sextelata, 1725 nucleotides long. RefSeq lists its product as uncharacterized. The record is from RefSeq and is a predicted model, not a curated record. Gene Ontology annotation, cellular component: cytoplasm; cytosol. The transcript has a single exon. Gene Ontology annotation, molecular function: molybdopterin molybdotransferase activity. NCBI's taxonomy places the organism in Eukaryota, Fungi, Ascomycota, Pezizomycetes, Pezizales, Morchellaceae. The coding region runs from base 1 to 1725 and encodes 574 amino acids. Gene Ontology annotation, biological process: molybdenum incorporation into molybdenum-molybdopterin complex; Mo-molybdopterin cofactor biosynthetic process.
AUGGCCCGCCCCGUCGCCGGCGUCCGCGCCCACACCCUCAUCAUAACGCUCCCAGGCUCGCCCAAAGGCGCCAAAGAGAACCUCUCCUGCCUCCUCCCGCUCCUCCCGCACGCCUGCAUCCAAUGCAGCGGCCUCACCAGCUCCCGCGCCCUGCACUCCGGCGGCACCCCCGCGCUCGAAGCCCGCUCCGGCCUCCCCCCAGCACCCACACCCUCCACCUCCACACCCUCCACACCGCACACCCACCAUCACCACCACCACCACCACCACGACCACCCGACCCCGCGCGCCCACACCGCAAACACCCUCAACGGCCCCGUCACCUCCCGCCACCGCACCUCGCCCUACCCCCUCCUCACCGUCGCCGCCGCCACAGCGCUCAUCGCGCGGGAAACAGCCCUCACCGACAUCGUCGCGCACCCGGUGGGCCCCAGUCUCGUCGGCCACAUCCUCGCCGAAGACGUAACCGCCCCGCACCCCAUCCCCGCCUUCCGCGCCAGCAUCGUCGACGGCUACGCCAUAGUCCACACCGACGGCCCGGGCGUCUACCCCGUCGUCUCCGUCUCCCACGCCUCCCCCUCCCCCACCGCCCCCGCCACCCCCCUGCAGCCCGGCCAAAUAGCGCGCAUCACAACCGGCGCGCCAGUGCCCGAUGGUGCCACGGCCGUCGUCAUGGUCGAAGACACAGAGCUCACCCGCAGCACAGCCGACAGCGCCGAGGAGCUCGAAGUGCGCAUCCUCGCCUCUGGCCUCCGCGCCGGCGAGAACAUCCGCGAGAUCGGCAGCGACGUGGCGCCCGGCACCGUGGUGCUCCACCGCGGCGACCCCAUCACCGCCGUCGGCGGCGAGAUCGGGCUCCUAGCGUCCAUCGGCCGCGCAUCGGUGCAGGUGCGCCGCAAGCCCGUGGUAGCGGUGCUGAGCACGGGCGACGAGGUGGUAGCGCACGACCGCGAGGGGCCGCUGCGCGCUGGCGAGAUCCGCGAUUCGAAUCGGCCGGCGCUGUUGAGCGCUGUUGCGGCGUCGGGGUUUGCGACGGUGGACCUGGGGGUUGCGGCGGACGCGGCGGGCGCGCUGGAGGGGGUGUUGCGGGAGGGGCUGGCGCGGGCCGCUGUGGAUGUGCUGGUGACGACGGGGGGCGUGUCGAUGGGCGAGAUGGACCUGCUGAAGCCGACGGUUGAGCAGGCGCUCGGCGGGACGGUCCAUUUCGGGCGGGUGGCGAUGAAGCCGGGGAAGCCGACGACGUUCGCCACCGUGCCUGUGCCCGUGCCUGUGCCCGUGCCCGCCGGAGAGGAGGGGCAAGGGGGGCAGCAGCAGCAGCAGCAGCAGAAGAAGAAGCUGCUGUUUGCGCUGCCCGGAAACCCCGCGAGCGCCAUCGUGACGUACCAUCUGUUUGUGCUGCCGGCGCUGCGGGCGAUGCUCGGGCACGUGCCGGCGGGGCUGCCGGUGGUGCGCGUGGUGCUGCAGGCGGACGUGGCGCUGGACGAGCGCCCGGAGUAUCACCGGGUGUGGAUUGCGGCGGGCGGCGAGGACGGCCGGCUGAGGGCGUGGAGCACGGGCGGGCAGAGGAGCAGUCGUGUGGGGAGCGCGGGCGGGGCGAAUGGGGUGCUGGUGCUGCCGGCGAGGGGCGAGUGUGGCGGGAAGAGGGGCGAGCUGGGCGUCGUGCCGCGGGGGGAGGUUGUGGAUGCGAUUCUGUGGGGGCCGGUGGGGGCGGGUGGGGGUUUGUGA